GUAUGGCACAGGGGCCACGUCAAAGCCAAGGGCUAGCCCGUUCCACGCCCUUAAUUCUAGUUGUUAUUUUUUUCCUCGGCGCGGCCCUAAAAUUUUACAAGCCGGGCUACACCGGGUUCGAUCCUCGAUUGUAAAAUUUACAGCCGAGCCCAAAUUGAAUUUUCGAGCCUAUUCUAACCAAUAAUUUUCGGUCCUGGCCCGACCCAUUUGUAGCCCUACUACAGAAUCGCGACCUUCUCCUUCCCCUUGGUUUCCAGCGUGUCUUCCUCAUCAGAAACCGUAGGGCGCCAUGGCGAGAAUCAAGGUCCAUGAACUACGGACUAAGUCCAAGACAGAGCUUCUUAACCAACUGAAAGAGCUUAAGGCUGAGCUUGCAUUGCUCAGAGUUGCCAAGGUCACUGGGGGUGCCCCCAACAAGCUCUCAAAAAUUAAGGUGGUACGGCUCUCAAUUGCCCAGGUUCUCACUGUCAUCUCUCAGAAGCAAAAAGCUGCACUGAGGGAAGCCUACAAGAAGAAAAAGUUCCUCCCCUUGGAUCUCCGCCCAAAGAAGACUCGUGCAAUUCGACGCCGUCUCACUAAGCAUCAGGCUUCCUUGAAGACCGAGAGGGAGAGCAAGAAAGAGAAAUAUUUCCCCAAAAGGAAAUCCGCCAUCAAGGUUUAAAGCAGUGGCGUGUAGUAUGCUGCAGUUCUGAAAUAUUUUAACCCAUUUGUCUUCCAUGGUUUUGUGGAUUCUGAACUCAGUGAUUUCCUUUUUGUUCACUUUAUAUGCUUCUUUUGUUUCGAGGGAUAGGCAGUUAUUUGAAUAUAUUAGAAGAAUUGGGGAUUCUUUUUUUUGAAGGAAAAGUAGUUUAUGCA
Amborella trichopoda is the source of this 855-nucleotide messenger RNA. RefSeq names its product large ribosomal subunit protein uL29. NCBI's taxonomy places the organism in Eukaryota, Viridiplantae, Streptophyta, Magnoliopsida, Amborellales, Amborellaceae. Gene Ontology annotation, cellular component: cytosolic large ribosomal subunit; ribosome. The record is from RefSeq and is a predicted model, not a curated record. Gene Ontology annotation, biological process: maturation of LSU-rRNA from tricistronic rRNA transcript (SSU-rRNA, 5.8S rRNA, LSU-rRNA); translation. Gene Ontology annotation, molecular function: mRNA binding; structural constituent of ribosome.